This is a messenger RNA of Mangifera indica (mango), 1570 nucleotides long. Its product is annotated as probable inactive poly [ADP-ribose] polymerase SRO5. The record is from RefSeq and is a predicted model, not a curated record. Lineage: Eukaryota; Viridiplantae; Streptophyta; Magnoliopsida; Sapindales; Anacardiaceae. The transcript is spliced from 5 exons. Gene Ontology annotation, molecular function: NAD+ poly-ADP-ribosyltransferase activity. Bases 184 to 1230 code for a protein of 348 amino acids.
GGUUCUUUAAUUGCCUAAUAAAACGAAAGGCCUUCUUUGCUUGGCCAAGUUUCACUUCUCGUUAAAAUUCUUCUCCAAGUGCCUUCAUUCCUUAUUCAUUAAGGCUGCUGAUUUCUUAUCAAAUUUUUAGGUUCCUAUUUAAAUCAUAAAAUCUCUUUUGGUUUUAAUCUCUUCCAAGUUCAAAUGGAAAAUACCCGUUGCAUUAACCUUUUAGCCUCUAACAAUUUAACAAAACAGACAUUAGAUAACCAGCAAACAUAUACAGAAAACUCAGCUUUGGAAAAUACGCAUCAUGAUUCUGAUAAUGAAAGUUCCAAUCACAGCGCCACUUUUGAUCCACAUCCAUCACUGUGUGAGGGGUUGCUUAGCUUGCAUGAAGGAGACAAAGCUUUUGACCUUAUAAAUAGAAAACUGAUUUCUGGUUUGGGUGCGCUUUGGACACAAGCCGAGUUUGUGGGCAUUCAAAGAAACUUGUUUUCUGGGGUUAUAGGACAAGCUAGAAUCCAAUCUUUUCAGAUUUUCACCAAAGCAUUAGCUAAAAAAAUUGGGGGUGAUGCAAAUGUGAAAUAUGCUUGGUAUUCUAGUACAAAAGAUGAGAUUUGCAAGAUUAUACAACAUGGUUUUAGCAGUUAUGGAAUGCCUAAGAACGAUAGAUUGUAUGGCUGUGGCAUCUAUCUCUUUCCUGAUGUUUUACCCAUGGAAUGUGUGAAGAACUCUGUUGUUGAUAAAGAUGGACUAUUAUAUAUGUUGUUGUGCCGCGUUCUGUUGGGUGAGGUAGAGAUUGUGCACUCGGGUUCUGGUCAGUCUCAUCCAAGUUCAGUGGAGUUUGAUUCUGGUGUAGACAAUUUAGAGGCGCCAAAGAGGUAUAUUGUAUGGAGCAGUAACAUGAACACUCAUAUCUUGCCAGAGUAUAUCAUAAUUUUAAAGGCUCCCUCUUACUUAAAGGGUAUUGGGAGAUCCCCUGAAUCAAUGAGAAAGCCAACUUCACCUUGGAUGUCAUUUCCAAUUCUAAUUUCUGCACUGUCAAAGAUUUUGCCUUCACCCACUAUUGCUUUGGUCACUAAAUGCCAUAGAGAUCAUAGAGAAAAUAAGAUAUCACGGCGUGAGCUGAUACAAAAAGUGAGGCAGAUUGUUGGAGAUCGACUGUUGAUUGCGGUCUUUAAAUCCUACCCAGCUAAGAGUCCUCAGCAAUUUGUCAAUCAUAUUGGACAUCAGGAAGAAGCAAUGUGAAACUGACAUGUGAUAUUGUGUUAGCUGACAGAAUUGCAGCAGAUCAAGUGAUGUAGCUACUUUUAUCUAUUGAAAGUUUUGCAAUUUGUUCAAUUGAAUAAAAUAGAAAAACAUGGUUUUCUAUACAACACCAAAGAAAAGUUGUUGUUUUGUUUUAAACCAAGUCCAUUGCCAAUGUGCUUUGAGCACAAUCAUGGCAACUUAUAGAGGAAACUAUACAGUUUGAUGGUCGGAUUUCUCUUCUAAUUGUUUUCAGCAGAUUUGACUAUUUUAUUUUGGAGCUUUAUGACUCACUAUUCUAUCACAAUUUACAUAUGAAAUAUUGAUUUUAUCUUUUUAA